This is a messenger RNA of Dioszegia hungarica, 1191 nucleotides long. RefSeq lists its product as uncharacterized. Lineage: Eukaryota; Fungi; Basidiomycota; Tremellomycetes; Tremellales; Bulleribasidiaceae. The coding region runs from base 1 to 1191 and encodes 396 amino acids. The record is from RefSeq and is a predicted model, not a curated record. The transcript has 5 exons.
AUGCGGAUACGUAUAUGGGCAACCUUACCGACUGUUUAUCGAGGCGUAAUCGGUCGCAUCGAUGCUUCUCGUCCCAGCCUGGAAGCCAAGAAGAGUCAACACGACGAACUCACGGUACAAGCCGUCAGCAGCGCGAUCGUACGUCUGACGGGACAGGUGGCCGAUGUCGAGAUCGAAGAUGGUCUUCUACUUGGCAGCACCGGGAUGACACAGUCUUGCCAUUGCGGCCAGGGCUGCGCUGAGACUGCCUCGGACCCCUUGAUGUUCAGUGAAGAAGGCAUAUUGAUCGUAGCAGAAGUGUGUGCUGGGUUGUGGAAAAGGAGUGUGGCAUGUACGAUUGCAAAUUGCCAGGGGGAUCAGGUGAAGGGACCUCCCGAAUCGCGUUUCACCCUCUUACAAAGGUCCUGGGAUCUGUGGACCAAGCUUACUAGUAGAUACGCAAGAUCUCCCUCGGCAGGAGGGCCGGCAUGGACCAGAUCUUGCGCGAAAGGAACGCCUCAUCGAGAUAAAGGGAGCAUCUCCCCAGCCCCGAUGAGGACCUAUACAGGACAAAUGCCCUACUUCCAUCCUCUUCACUUUGCUCUCUUCUGUGUCAAUCAGUAUCCCUCCUACCCUGCACAGUGUCCGACAUUACCACUUUCACGCUGGAUGGGGAUCAUGUUUCCUUUCCAUGUUGAGCUGUUAUUUGUCAGAUCCAUAGUCCAGUUCGAGGCGAUGAUUGGUUCCAGCUCCGUUCCGCCACGCCACAUCUGCCGAGACCCAACUCCAGUCUCGGCCGAGGAUACCGCCGAGGUGAGGAGGACGCAAGAACUCUGCGAAUCGUUCCGUGCUCAGCUGCAGGAACAGGAACUCCUGGACUCUGACCAUGACGGUAUACAAACAAGGCAAGUCUCCGCGUACAGACUGAUCGCGAAGCGUAUAGUUGACAACGAUAGCUUGUGUAUGCUCCGCCUCGAUGACCCUACCGAGUUCAAGCUGCCUUACCGCUUCGGCUGGAAGUCGGCCGAUCCGAAGCACUACAGUGUCAAGCUCUACACCGGCUCAACCAGGGGGGGGAAAAGGUACCAUCGUUUACAAGCUCACCGACCCGUCCGGCUGAUACCGAAUAGAUCUGCUGCAAAGGGGGUCCGACCCGCCACAGCACCUCUCUCUCCUGUUCUCGUGAUCUUCCCCGUGUACACUAGCCACUGA